UCUCAUCGACUCGAUAAACAGCUUAUCGAUAUUAACAAAGGACAUGCCUAUUUCGAACUUUAUAGUUUUUUACAUAUAUGCAAAACGAAAAAAUGUUAUAAUAUAUGCAUAAGAUGACCUUAAAGUUAUCUUAUAACAAGCCUAUAUAUACCAGAGCUAUAUUUAUUGUGCCUCAGUCUAGAAAUAGGUUUUGAAGAAUAAAGUGUGCCUAGGAAGAAACUAUGAAACUGUUUUGUAUUUUUGCUUUGCUAUUUGGUGUCAUUGCGAUGAUCGACGCUAGAGAUGCUAAAUGCCUGCAACCUGUUGACCCUGGGAUAUGUCGAGGACAAAUACCUGCAUACUACUUUAACAGUGAGACCGGAAAUUGUGAGAAGUUCUUCUAUGGCGGCUGUAUGGGUAAUAACAACCGUUUCACCAGUAAGGCAGAGUGCAAUGCUGUUUGCAAAUAAAAGACUAGAAAUCUGA
This is a messenger RNA of Trichoplusia ni (cabbage looper), 465 nucleotides long. RefSeq names its product kappaPI-actitoxin-Avd3c-like. Gene Ontology annotation, molecular function: serine-type endopeptidase inhibitor activity. The record is from RefSeq and is a predicted model, not a curated record. The transcript has 3 exons. Lineage: Eukaryota; Metazoa; Arthropoda; Insecta; Lepidoptera; Noctuidae. Bases 222 to 449 code for a protein of 75 amino acids.